UGAUGAGGACGAGGAUGAGGAGAUGACAGAGGAUGGGGAGCAUGAACUGAAGGCUGAGGAUGUGAAGAAGGAAGACCCGAUGGGGGAGCUGCCGAAUGGGCUGGUGAAUGGGAUUAAGCAUUGAAGUGUGCAGAUGGUAGAGCCCGAGGUGGAAAUGGAGGUGCAGAAACGGGAGAGGGAGGAGAAGUCUGACACAAGAGAUGCAAUACGCUCGAAAGUUCACUUUGGCGAGGAAGAGAGGCGGAGGCGCCUACGAAGGCACCUACAAAGGCACGGUCCACCGUCCUUAUCAGCGCCACGAGGGCCAGGUCCAAAAGGCGAAAGCCUUCGAUUCAGUGGAAUUUGUUCUUCUUUCCUUAACCUCCAGCUUUUGCUUGGCUUUUCUAUUAUUGACGGCGUUCUGGUUCUAAAAACACAGUACACUUGAGGGCAUGUGCUUGGUAAUAAUUUUGGACAUUGUUGCUAUCUUGGAUCAAAAUGUCA
Mytilinidion resinicola is the source of this 483-nucleotide messenger RNA. RefSeq lists its product as uncharacterized. The record is from RefSeq and is a predicted model, not a curated record. Bases 134 to 427 code for a protein of 97 amino acids. The transcript is spliced from 2 exons. NCBI's taxonomy places the organism in Eukaryota, Fungi, Ascomycota, Dothideomycetes, Mytilinidiales, Mytilinidiaceae.